CUCGUUUGACUGUGUGAGAGAUCUUUGCCAUAUGUACCAUUGCUUUGUUUGUAAUUUGUUGUUACUCAGAGGGGAACGCAGGUUAUAUUGCUGUUAUAUUGCUGCAACAUAUAUAUGCUGCCUUUUUAAAGGCAAAGGUUUAUUGUUUAAUUGUGUUAGGAGCACGGUUAAAACUGAAAGCAUAACCGUGUUAUCUUUAUUUGUGUUCUGCCACGACAGCCCAGAGCUGUAACGCACCAAAGCAUUAUGCCUGAAAGAAUUUUUCUCAUUUGCAUGUGGUGUUGACUUAAACUUUUAACACAAAAUGGAAGUGUUUUUGUUGUACUUUCAUUUUUCUGCAAGUGCUUUCUCCAAGCAUGCCUCGUGAAUCUGAUGUGGUUUAGAUUUAUGGCAGUGUUGAGUGUAUUCACUGCCUCAGUCAGCUGCGAGAGCUCUCCCGCUGGGGCCACUCCUCCCUGAUGGAAAAGGAGCAGCUGGGAAGGUGCUGUUUCAGGCCCUUGCUGGCAUUAAAAAAAAAAAAGGAAAAAACAAACUCCUCACACGCUUACAUUGGAGAGAGGGAACCAGGCCACGUGACUCCCACCAUCCUACCCUAUGUCACCAUGUGUGUAGGAGCACUGACUGCUCCUGCCCAAUCAUGCCUGGAAUGCUGCUUGCCACUUGGGCUAUUUCUGCUAUCUGUCGCUCCCAGGGCUGCAGUGCUAACUGUUUGGCAGAUGGGACACUUUUUCUCGGAGUUUAUGUCUUUGGUUUUUAACUUCUGGCAGUGCCUGAAUUGUCGCUGUUCUCCCUAUCCUUUUCUCCUCUCUGUAAAACCAUGGCCCAUCGGCUGCGGUUUCAUUUUGGCUCUGGGAGAAGCAACACGGCCCCCGAAUCGGAGAUCCUUGCCCGGGAGAGAGAAGAUGACUUUUUCAUGGCAUUCCACACCUUGCCGAGAAGGAGCAGCCCUCACGCCUUCUCGCGGCACGGAGCAGAUUGCGGCGGCGAUGGGGAUUUGCACGAAGUGGGCUCCUUGAAAAGGAGUACAUCCAUGUUUAUCCCGCAGCUGCUGAACGGCAUCGAUGUGCGCCCCACCAGGAGCUCCUCCGUGCAGAUCUCGCUCCAGCGCAAAGCUGCCGACGAGUGCGCGGCCCUGGAGUCUGCAGAGGAGAAGCUCCCCUGUCAAUUCUUGGACUCCAGGGAGCGGUACGCGUCCCCUGAUGAGAACCGCUCUUCUGCGAACGCCUCACGGGUGACUCCGGAACCUUCUUCACCCAGGCUGACGGAAGAGUCAGGGCAGCAGGCAGAUGGAACUAUUUGCCGUAACCGGAGAAUAUUUUGUAGUAUUCCUGCCAAUAACCAGAGCGAGGAGGCUCUGCUGACUGUCCAACGAGAAGAAGAGAGUGAAGCGGCUUCGGGUUUAAACAUAAGUGGUGUGAGGAUUCAGCAUCGGGCCUCGAGUGCAGAUGUGCCUCAAGUUGCUCUACUUCCCUUUGGUCCUGAGGCUCCAAAUAACACUCCCACCCCUGAACCCCGGCGCUGGUCCUUGCAGCAUGUGCCAGAUCUGUCAGCAAAUUCAGUGAAAAAGUUCUUUGUUCUCCAGUUACAGCAGCCACAGACGAGCGGUACAGGCAGGGGAGGUGGAGGUAACUUUGGCUUUACUGGAACAAAAGGUGACAGGUUGGUCAGGUACCCUCGGAUACGGCUGGAAAGGAGUACUUCUUACCCUGUCCAGCCACCGGCAGAAGGAAUUAGCCCCACAGGCGAUGGGCUGAAUUCGGAACUGCCUGGAGACAGCAGGAACACGGCAGAAAUACCUAGAAGCAAUUCAGUAGAGCGGAUGCCUCAAGGGCAGGGAUGCUUGUUUAAAAUCAGACCAGAUCAAAACAUGAGGCAGCAGCACUUCAGGAUUCUUGUCACGCGUGGGCCUGAAGAACAAAGUCAGGCUGUUGGUAAGGAGGGUCGUGGCACCCCUGCCCCUACGGCAGCCGGCACCGCAACCAGAGACGACUUCCUGGGCCAGGUGGAUGUGCCGCUCAGUCACCUCCCGACUGAAGACCCAACCAUGGAGAGGCCGUACACGUUUAAGGAUUUCCUCCUCAGACCAAGAAGCCACAAAUCUCGUGUGAAGGGUUUCUUGAGACUGAAGAUGGCGUAUAUGCCCAAAAACGGUGGCCAAGAGGAAGAAAACAGUGAUCAGAGGGAUGACUCUGAGCAUGGCUGGGAUGUGGUGGAUUCCAGCGAUGCCGCAUCUCAACGUCAGGAGGAGUUGCCGCCUCCUCCGCUGCCUCCUGGCUGGGAAGAGAAGGUGGACAACCUGGGGCGGACUUACUACGUGAAUCACAACAACAGGACCACCCAGUGGCACCGACCCAGCCUCAUUGAUGUGGGAUCCGAGUCAGAUAACAAUAUCAGACAGAUAAACCAAGAGGCAGCUCACAGGCGGUUCCGCUCGCGGCGCCACAUCAGUGAGGAUCUGGAGCCAGAGCCCAUGGAGAGUGGAGACAUUCCUGAGCCUUGGGAAACCAUUUCAGAGGAGGCAAGUGCCAGUGGGGAUUCCUUAAGCUUGUCACUGCCACCUCCUCCUGCAUCUCCAGUGUCCCGGACCAGUCCUCAGGAGCUGUCUGAGGAGCUGAGCAGAAGACUCCAGGUCACUCCUGAUUCCAAUGGGGAACAACUCGGCUCUUUGAUUCAAAGAGAACCUUCUUCACGGCUGAGGUCCUGCAGUGUGACAGACACAGUCGCUGAACAGUCCCAGUUAUCCCUGCAGAAUGGUCCCUCUAGGAGAGCUCGUUCUUCAACUGUCACAGGGGGAGAGGAGCCAACGCCUUCUGUGGCUUAUGUGCAUACCACGCCUGGUUUACCUUCGGGCUGGGAGGAGCGCAAGGACGCCAAGGGCCGGACCUACUACGUGAACCACAACAACCGGACCACAACGUGGACACGGCCCAUCAUGCAGCUCGCCGAGGAUGGGAUGAUGGGGCCGGGCACAAGCAGCAGCAACCACCUGAGCGAGCCGCAGAUCCGGCGGCCCCGCAGCCUCAGCUCGCCCACGGUCACCCUGUCAGCGCCGCUUGAGGGCAUGAAGGACUCUCCGGUGCGCAGGGCGGUGAAGGACACCCUCUCCAACCCUCAGUCCCCGCAGCCGUCCCCCUACAACUCCCCCAAGCCCCAGCACAAGGGGGCCCAGAGCUUCCUGCCCCCGGGCUGGGAGAUGCGCAUCGCCCCGAAUGGCCGCCCCUUCUUCAUCGACCACAACACCAAGACCACCACUUGGGAGGAUCCACGGCUGAAGUUUCCGGUGCAUUUGAGAUCCAAAGCAUCUCUGAACCCCAAUGACUUGGGCCCUCUUCCUCCUGGCUGGGAGGAAAGAAUACACCUGGAUGGAAGAACGUUUUAUAUAGACCAUAGAAGCCAGGUGUUGAUAUGUGGAGACAUUGAUACCAGAGACUUAGUGCCCUCCUACGAUAAUAAAAUUACCCAGUGGGAAGACCCCAGGCUGCAGAACCCAGCCAUCACGGGCCCAGCAGUGCCGUACUCCAGGGAGUUCAAGCAGAAAUACGACUAUUUCCGCAAGAAGCUAAAGAAACCUGCUGACAUACCCAACAGAUUUGAGAUGAAAUUACACAGAAAUAACAUUUUUGAGGAGUCCUACAGAAGAAUCAUGUCUGUGAAGAGACCUGAUGUACUAAAAGCCAGGCUCUGGAUUGAAUUUGAGUCAGAAAAAGGACUUGACUAUGGAGGUGUGGCCAGAGAAUGGUUUUUUCUCUUGUCCAAGGAGAUGUUUAACCCUUACUAUGGUCUCUUUGAAUACUCAGCAACGGACAACUACACACUUCAGAUUAAUCCUAAUUCAGGUCUCUGUAACGAAGACCAUCUGUCGUACUUCACGUUCAUUGGCCGGGUGGCCGGCCUGGCCGUGUAUCACGGGAAGCUGCUGGACGGCUUCUUCAUCAGACCUUUCUACAAGAUGAUGCUGGGGAAGCCCAUAACGCUGAAAGAUAUGGAGUCAGUGGAUAGCGAAUACUACAACUCUCUGAAGUGGAUCCUGGAAAAUGACCCUACAGAGCUGGAUCUCAUGUUUUGCAUAGAUGAGGAAAACUUUGGACAGACAUAUCAAGUGGACCUGAAGCCCAAUGGGUCUGAAAUCAUGGUAACAAAUGAAAACAAGCGGGAAUACAUUGACCUGGUCAUCCAAUGGCGGUUUGUCAACAGAGUGCAGAAACAAAUGAAUGCCUUUCUGGAGGGGUUCACAGAACUGCUUCCUAUUGAUCUGAUCAAAAUUUUUGAUGAAAAUGAACUGGAGUUACUGAUGUGUGGCCUGGGUGAUGUAGAUGUCAAUGACUGGAGACAACACACCAUCUACAAAAAUGGUUACUGCCCAAAUCAUCCCGUUAUCCAGUGGUUCUGGAAGGCUGUUCUGCUGAUGGAUGCAGAGAAACGGAUCCGGCUCCUGCAGUUUGUGACCGGGACGUCACGUGUGCCUAUGAACGGAUUUGCUGAACUUUAUGGUUCAAAUGGUCCUCAGCUGUUUACAAUAGAGCAGUGGGGAAGUCCUGAUAAGCUGCCCCGAGCUCACACCUGCUUUAACCGCCUAGACUUACCUCUGUAUGAAUCUUUCGAGGACCUGCGGGAGAAGCUCCUCAUGGCUGUGGAGAACGCCCAAGGGUUUGAAGGGGUGGAUUAACUUUGCAGCACCCGUUCCCUCUCCAAGCACAUUCUGCUGGCUUUGGCACCUGCCCGAGGCACUCGGAGGGACUGUGGCGUAGCAGCUGCCCGGCGCUGUGCUCUGGAGCAAACCCCGGCAGUGCGGGGGCCGAGCCCCGAGGCUGGGACUGUCACCGGGGGUGGCCUUGCUGAUGUUCCCACAGCAGUUGUGAACUGAUCGCCUUUCAGCAGGACUUACUCUAUUUAUGUUGUGCCUCUGUAGGCAAAGCCCUUAAUAAAUAUUUUACACAAUUUCUAAUGACAA
Molecule: messenger RNA, 4951 nt
Organism: Hirundo rustica (Barn swallow)
Lineage: Eukaryota; Metazoa; Chordata; Aves; Passeriformes; Hirundinidae
Gene: NEDD4L
Product: NEDD4 like E3 ubiquitin protein ligase
Exons: 28
Coding region: 818-4666 (1282 amino acids)
Biological process (GO): ubiquitin-dependent protein catabolic process; regulation of dendrite morphogenesis
Molecular function (GO): sodium channel inhibitor activity; ubiquitin protein ligase activity; protein binding
Source: RefSeq, a predicted model, not a curated record